AUGUCUAGCACGAGUUCGCGUCGUUCUACCAGGCAUCGCGCCACUACCUCACAAGCUGAACCAACAUCGGCAGAUUUAUUUACCCAGCCAACACCACAGAGAGAUGUCGAAAUGAGUGAACCGGGUAGCAGUGGGACGCGACCAUCUCGUCGAGCUGCUGUUGCAGAAGAACAGUCUGAUGCCCUUAUAAUAAAGCACGCUCGAAAAUGCUUAGGCUUUUACAACCUUACUGACUGCCAUUUUUUCUUAAAGGAUCUUCGGUCCGGCUUAAGAACUUCAGAUGUCGAGCCAGGAAGUCCGCUCUCGUACAGUGACAUGACUAGUGCCAGUGGAAGUCAUGUUGGUGACGUCCUAAGUUCGGUUCGCCCAGGUGUAAAUGAAGAAGGGACGAUGCGGCCUCACGUUCCAACCUCUGGACCAAUGGCACCUCUCACGGGUGAUGUGGGAACAACGGACGUUUCCAGUGAGGGCGCCGCUCAAACUGUUAUCUGGGGCACAAAUGUGAACAUUGCUCAAGUGAUGGAUCGUUUUAAGCGCUUCCUCCUCACUUUCAUUCCAACUGAUUGGGAAGGUCAACCAGGUCUUACAACUGGCACCCCCCUAGAUCUUUCACGCCCUCUCUACGUACAACGCAUGGAAGACAUGGCUGCGUCUGGUGGCACAACUUUGGACAUCGACUGUGAACACUUGCGUCAAGCACAACCCGAACUGUGUAACCAACUGAUUACUUUCCCCAAGGAGGUCAUUCCUGCGUGCGACGCGGCACUUCAUGCCCUCUUCAUCGACAGAUUCAGAGAUGCGCGGCCUGAUCGACCAUUACAGACGCGACCUUUCAACAGCGAUAAGACAAGAUCCCUGCGCCAUCUUAACCCCGAAGAUCUCGACCAAUUGGUAUCUGUGAGUGGGCUGGUUAUACGCCUCUCUGGCCUCAUCCCUGAGAUGAUGCGUGCCGAGUUCAAGUGCGCUGUUUGCGGCGCAAUGGCAAGUGUAGUCUGUGAACGCGGUCGCGUCGCGGAGCCGGAUGCUUGCAGCAGAUGUAAUUCUGCCCACACGGCCCAGCUCCAGCACAAUCGGUGUCUCUUUGUUGACAAACAACUCGUCAAGCUUCAGGAAGCACCUGAAGACAUGCCGGCAAGCCAAACUCCGCACACCGUCGCCUUGUACGCGCACGAGGAUCUUGUUGAUAAGGUCAGACCGGGCGAUCGUAUCUGCGUUACUGGCAUCUACAGAGCCGUCCCAUUGCGUCUCUCAACACGUCAGCGUUCAUUGAAAGCGGUGUACAAAACGUAUAUUGACGUUCUGCAUUUCCGGCGGCAACUCGCGAGUCGCAUGUUCGCUGACGACAGCGAUGAGACCGAGGCGGGCUCAGAUGCGCCUCCGGAUGUACUGCGGCACCUCACAGAGGAGCGUCAGGCGCAGAUUAUAAGCCUAUCAAAGAAGCCUGAUCUCUACGAACGCUUGUCUGCCGCUAUCGCGCCGAGCAUCUAUGAAAAUGAGGACGUUAAGAAGGGGAUACUGCUUCAACUUUUCGGUGGAACUCGCAAGGACUUUACGGCCAAGGGUCGAGGCAAUUUCCGUGCUGACAUCAACAUCCUGCUCUGCGGUGACCCCGGCACCUCCAAGUCGCAGCUGCUGCAGUACGUCUUCCACGUAUCGCCCCGUGGUCAGUUCACCUCGGGCAAGGGCAGUUCUGCUGUCGGUCUGACCGCCUACGUCACCAAGGACCCGGAAACCGGCCAAAUCGCCCUGCAGACUGGUGCUCUGGGUAAGCUGACGAGCUUUUUUUCUUUCUUGCUCUGA
Dibothriocephalus latus is the source of this 1800-nucleotide messenger RNA. Lineage: Eukaryota; Metazoa; Platyhelminthes; Cestoda; Diphyllobothriidea; Diphyllobothriidae. The record is from the annotation of a GenBank genome assembly.